GAUUAGCGAUUGGCGGUCCGAUUACCACUCAGCUAUCUUUGUUCUACCUGGAAACUGUUGUGCAAAAGAAAACAUGUGGCUCUUUAGAUGGAAAGGAGCAUCUGGUUUCUCUGCAUAUUCUACAGCAGAGGACGUUACUCGAGGGAUUGAUGGAACUGCUCUCACUGCCAUUGUUACAGGAGCAUCAAGUGGUAUUGGCCUAGAGACAGCACGCGUUCUUGCAUUGCGUGGUGUCCAUGUGGUUAUGGCAGUAAGGAAUGUGGAUGUAGGUAGGAAUGUGAAAGAAACACUACUUCAAGAGAGAAACGAUGCUAAGAUUGAUGUGCUGGAAUUAGAUCUUAGCUCAAUGGCAUCAGUAAGGAAAUUUGCAUCAGAAUUCCAGUCUUCUAAUUUGCCCCUAAAUAUCCUAAUUAACAAUGCAGGGGUUAUGGCAACUCCAUUCAUGCUAUCACUUGACAACAUAGAACUGCAGUUUGCAACAAACCAUUUAGGUCAUUUUCUUCUUACAAACCUUUUGUUGGAUAUUAUGAAACGUACUGCUCGUGAAAGCAAAAGAGAAGGGAGGAUUGUUAAUUUAUCUUCGGAGGGUCACCGGAUUGCGUAUCGUGAGGGAAUUCGCUUUGAUCAAAUCAAUGAUGAAUCAGGAUACUUUUCUUGGUUUGCUUAUGGACAAUCAAAGCUUGCUAACAUAUUGCAUGCUAAUGAGCUUGCGAGGCGUCUAAAGGAAGAGGGAGUUGAGAUUACAGCAAAUUCACUUCAUCCUGGAUCGAUUAUUAUGACUAAUCUUAUGCGCCACCAUGGUCUUAUUAACGCCGUUGGACAGACGAUUGGCAAAUACUUCCUCAAAAGUAUUCCACAGGGUGCUGCAACUACAUGCUAUGUGGCGUUACAUCCGCAAGUUAGAGGCAUUAGCGGAGAGUAUUUCAUGGACAGCAACAUAAGCCAACCAAGUAUUCAGGGUAAAGAUGAAGACUUGGCAAAAAGACUGUGGGACUUCAGCUUGACCUUGACCAAUACCAGGUAGUUUCUUGACAAAAGCCUUCU
Hibiscus syriacus is the source of this 1044-nucleotide messenger RNA. Its product is annotated as short-chain dehydrogenase TIC 32, chloroplastic-like. The transcript has 9 exons. Bases 74 to 1024 code for a protein of 316 amino acids. The record is from RefSeq and is a predicted model, not a curated record. Lineage: Eukaryota; Viridiplantae; Streptophyta; Magnoliopsida; Malvales; Malvaceae.